UCGGGCUGAGAGCGGUCAGUGACGGGUCGUGCUCGCGGCCGGAGCGUUUAAUGGGCCUUGAGGCGGUAGGAGGGUGGGUUUCUGUGGCUCCGCUGAGGGAAGACGCGAGGGGUGGCCUUUGGGGCGGUCUAGUCGCGUUUUCGGCCCGCCUGGUUUUUGUUUUUCCCUCAGAGCUGCUGUGAGAAAUGUCCCAGCGGAAGCGCAGCAAGGGGGUUGGCUGCUCUCAGAUGACCGAUGGGGAUGAGGAUUUCCUCCCCACGCAGCAGACGCGGUACUCCCCGGACCAGGUGAACCAGAAGGCGAACGAGCUGGUUCAGUUCCUGCUCGUGAAGGACCAGAAGAAGAUCCCCAUCAAGAGGGCAGAUAUGCUGAAGAACGUGAUCCGGGAAUACCGGGAUGCCUACAUGGAGAUCGUCAGCCAGGCGGGCAGGAUUCUGCAGGAGACGUUCGGGCUGCAGCUGGUGGAGAUCGACCCCAAACUUCACAGCUACAUCCUCGUCAGCAGCCUGCCCUGUGCUGAGGCCAAUCACCCCUGCAGGGCCAAAGAGAAGGAGAAGAUGGGGCUCCUGAUCGUCAUCCUCAGCUUCAUCUUCAUGAAGGGCAACGCCGUCAAAGACAGUGCUCUGUGGGAAUUCCUGCGCUGGCUCCGUGUGCACCCAGGGGAGCAACACGAGAUCUUUGGGGACGUCCAGAAACUGGUGACGGACGAGUUUGUGCGGCAGAAGUACCUGAAGAUCACCUCCAUCCCCCUGACGGACCCCCCCCAGUUCAGCUACCAGUGGGGGCCACGGGCGGCCCAGGAGACCUCCAAGGAGGACAUCCUGAACUUUGUGGCCAAGGUGCAGGGGAAGAACCCCAAGUUCUGGACGAGUCAGCACAAUGAGGCCACGGCCCCCCAACCCCCCCCAAAAUAAAGGUGCCCCUUUGGUGUGCAGCCCCCCCCCGCUGUCCAGGCUC
Molecule: messenger RNA, 957 nt
Organism: Myiozetetes cayanensis
Lineage: Eukaryota; Metazoa; Chordata; Aves; Passeriformes; Tyrannidae
Product: non-structural maintenance of chromosomes element 3 homolog
Exons: 10
Coding region: 186-914 (242 amino acids)
Cellular component (GO): nucleus
Source: RefSeq, a predicted model, not a curated record